Cloeon dipterum is the source of this 2224-nucleotide messenger RNA. RefSeq names its product BOS complex subunit NCLN. Gene Ontology annotation, biological process: regulation of signal transduction. Bases 123 to 1796 code for a protein of 557 amino acids. The transcript has 10 exons. Lineage: Eukaryota; Metazoa; Arthropoda; Insecta; Ephemeroptera; Baetidae. The record is from RefSeq and is a predicted model, not a curated record. Gene Ontology annotation, cellular component: endoplasmic reticulum membrane.
UUUCGAGUUCUCCUUCUCCAUUCGGUACUCGGUCCUCCGCUUUCGUCUUCUCACAAUAACACGAGCGACGGAGUUUCGACAGGAAAUCCAGGAGGGCUGUUCCCGACCGAGAUAACUGGAAAAUGUGGUUCGACGAGGUGGAGAGUAUAGCGGAGCUGUUCCGCGGCUACCUGCCCUACUACUUGGUCAUCGCGCUGCCCAUCUUCAUCAUCAUUUCGCCGGCUAAUCCUGUGGCCGCCUCGCACGAGUUUCCCGUUUACCGAAUGCAGCAAUUUGACCUCCACGGCGUUCAAUAUGGUUGCCGAAGCGCUCCUAUCAACAUGGAGGCCAAAGCCCUGAGCACCUGGACCAGCUCUCGCCACUGCGUGAUAUCUAAGAUUCAAGAUCUGAGCAUUGAGCGGUUCAAGGAAAUUUCUGAGAAGGCCGGUGCCCUAGUGGUCGUGCUGCCCUCUGACCUGACUGCUCUCUCCAUUGAGGACAGACAGAAUAUUCUUGAGCUGGAAGACCUGAUGAUGGAGCGGGAGGUGUCCAUCCCAGUUUACUUCACCCACUGGAACCCCUCCAUCGACGAUGUGCUCACCGACCUGAGCACUACUAUCCCUACCACACCACAGCCAGCUCGAGGGUCUGCUUUGGAAACUCUGAUGCAUUCUGUGUCUGCAAACGGCUACCAGAUCGUGGUAAACACUCACCAGUCGCACACGCGCACUGACGUGUCUGUGGCUAACAUCCAGGGCAAGCUUGGAGGACACGGCAUGGAAGACAAACUGCCGACGGUGGCCAUUGUUGCCCACUAUGACAGCUUCGGCGUAGCGCCUGAUUUGGCUUUUGGCGCUGACUCAAACGGAUCAGGGGUUGCCGUCUUGAUUGAGCUGGCCAGGAUUUUCUCACAACUGUACAGCUCACAGAGGACGCACGCAAAGUUCAACCUCAUGUUCCUGUUGUCUGGUGCUGGCAAACUCAACUACCAGGGCACCAAGAAGUGGUUGGAGGACCAUAUUGACAGCAUUGACGGCUCACCACUGCAGAAUGCUCAUUUUGUGAUUUGCCUGGAUGCGUUGUCCUCUGGAAAAGACAUUUACGUGCACUACUCGAAGCCACCCAAGGAAGGCACGGCCACGUCCAACUUCUUCCAAGAGCUGACGCAGGCGGCCAAAGAGCUGAACCCUGAGGUCAAGGUUGAGUUGAUGCACAAGAAGAUCAACCUGGCAGACAAGCGCAUGUUCUGGGAGCAUGAGCGGCUCAGCAUGAAGAGAAUGGCUGGCUUCACUGUGUCUGCGCUGAAAAGCCAUCAAGACUACUCACGCGCCACUAUUUUGGACAAUACCAUUGACACCGAGAGCAUCGCUCAAAAGGCGAGCAUUUUGUCAGAAGCGCUCGCUAGGUACAUCUACAACCUCUCUGCUGAGGACGUUUUUACGGAAAAUCUGAAAGUUGAUGAGACUGCAAUUGAAGGAGUAAUGGACUUCCUUGUUGCUCAGCCGAGAGCUGCUCAAGUUCUAGCCACCAAACAAAAUUCUCUAGUCACCAGUUUGCAGGGUGUAUUGUCAAGAUACUUAAAGGACGUGAAAGUUUCGCAUUUGGUCCCGGACAAGAGAGAUCCAGACUUUUCUUUUUAUGACGUGACCAAAGCCACUGUGAAUGUUUACAGUGUCAAGCCGGCCGUGUUUGACUUAUUCCUCACGUUCGCCAUUGUCGCCUACCUCGGCCUCAGUUAUCUUUGUAUACAGAACUUCUCCCUUUUCUACGGUCUGGUGGCGCGCGUGUCCGUUCCUGCAAAAAGCAAAGUCCAGUGAACAGAUAAGUCGGCCGUCGGUUGCCUCUUCCCACCUGUCACGUUCCCUCCUAAUCUUUCCAAAUUUUAUGAUUACAUGCUACAAACUUUCCAUUCGCGAGACUUGCAAGCAAAGUUUAGUGCCAUUUUGUGAUUGCAUUCAUCAAAGCCUUUCGCCAGUCAAGAAACCGACUCCUGUCUCUUUUCAUAUUCACGCUGUGCUCAGUUAUUUAAUUGUUUUAUCUCUUUCAAAUAUAGAGGAAAAUCAAACUAGCGUUUGUUGAGUUUUGUUUGAUUGUUAUUGUGUUGAGGAAACGAAGUUUUAGAUCGAGUGCCUUCCUGGCAAAUUUUCUACAAAGAAGCAGAUCCCUAUGUUGUAGGCCCAUCAACUGCUUUGUGCGAUUUACGCGCCGUAUCAAAUAAAAGCCAAAAAAAUUGGUAAACUCACAA